Platichthys flesus (European flounder) is the source of this 3214-nucleotide messenger RNA. It is a transcript of the gene grik4, whose product is annotated as glutamate receptor, ionotropic, kainate 4. Gene Ontology annotation, cellular component: kainate selective glutamate receptor complex; postsynaptic membrane; presynaptic membrane. Lineage: Eukaryota; Metazoa; Chordata; Actinopteri; Pleuronectiformes; Pleuronectidae. Bases 1 to 2904 code for a protein of 967 amino acids. Gene Ontology annotation, biological process: modulation of chemical synaptic transmission; synaptic transmission, glutamatergic; monoatomic ion transport. The record is from RefSeq and is a predicted model, not a curated record. The transcript has 19 exons. Gene Ontology annotation, molecular function: transmitter-gated monoatomic ion channel activity involved in regulation of postsynaptic membrane potential; kainate selective glutamate receptor activity.
AUGCUCACAGCCUGGGCGCUUCUGCUCUUCUUAGCCAUGUGGGUGAGAAGCACCUCCGGUGGCCCGCUCUCCUUCAGAAUAGCUGCCAUCCUUGAUGACCCUAUGGAGUGCAGCAGAGGAGAGCGUUUAGCCAUCACGCUGGCCAAGGACAGCAUCAACAGGAACUCCAACCGCUCCACCACUGGCAAGUUGGAGGUGGACAUCUUUGAACUGCUGAGAGACAGUGAAUAUGAGAUGGGGGAAACAAUGUGCCAGAUCAUGUCCAAAGGGGUAGUGGCAGUCCUCGGCCCCUCUGCCAGUCCAGCCUCCAACUCCAUCAUCAGCAAUAUCUGCGGAGAGAAGGAGGUGCCCUACGUCAAGGUGGCUCCAGAGGACAUCCUGAAGGUCCAGUUCCCUCGGUUCACCACUCUGGACAUGAGGCCAACCAACACUGACAUCAGCCUGGCAGUGGCUGGUCUUCUCACCUUCUUUAACAGCACCGCCGCCUGCCUCAUCUGUGCUCAGGCUGACUGCUUGUUGAACCUGGAGCAGCUCCUCAGGCGAUUCCUCAUCUCCAAGGAGACCCUGUCAGUGCGCAUGCUUGACGAGAGCCAGGACCCGACCCCGCUCCUGAAGGAGAUCCGAGACGACAAGACCGCCACCAUCAUAGUCGACGCCAACGCCACCAUGUCACAUAUCAUUUUGGAACGGGCAUCAGAGCUGGGAAUGCUGUCCGUCUACUACACUUACAUCUUCACCUCUCUGGAGUUCUCUCUACUACGGCUGGAUGAUGUGGCGGAUCAGCGAGUCAACAUAGUCGGUUUUUCAGUCUUCAACAAAACUCAUCCCUUCUUCCAGGAUUUUGUGCUAAGCCUCAACCGCUCCUGGCAGGAGAACUGUGACCAUGCACCCUUCGCUGGCACCCCACUCUCCUCAGCGCUGCUCUUUGAUGCGGUAUACGCGGUGGUGGCAGCGGUCCAGGAGUUGAACCGCAGCCAGAACGUUGGCGCCACUCAGCUCUCCUGCAAGUCCUCCAAGAUUUGGGAGCAUGGUACCAGCCUCAUGAAUUACCUGAGGAUGGUAGAGUUGGAAGGUCUAACGGGCCACAUUGAAUUCAACAGCAAAGGCCAGCGGUCCAACUACUCCCUGAGGAUCAUGCAGAACAGCAAGGACGGCCUAAGGCAGAUCGGCCUGUGGCACUCUGAAAAUGGACUGUCCAUGGAGAAAAAGCUUCCAUCAAUCAAUGUGACAGACACCCUCUUCAACACCACUCUUACCAUCACGACAAUAUUGGAAAAUCCAUACGUGAUGCUGCGGCACAACCACCACGAGCUGGAAGGAAACGACCGCUACGAAGGCUUCUGUGUGGACAUGCUGAAGGAGCUGGCAGAUAUCCUGAAGUUCAAGUACCGCAUCCGGCUGGUCGGCGACAGACUGUACGGGGUUCCCGGGGCUAAUGGAACGUGGACUGGCAUGGUCGGGGAGCUCAUCUCAAGGAAAGCUGACCUGGCAGUGGCAGGCCUCACCAUCACCGCAGAGCGUGAAAAGGUCAUUGACUUUUCCAAGCCUUACAUGACCCUUGGCAUCAGCAUCAUGUAUCGCGUCCACCUGGGCCGUAGGCCGGGCUACUUCUCCUUCCUGGAUCCCUUCUCCCCUGGAGUCUGGCUCUUCAUGCUCCUGGCCUACUUGGCUGUCAGCUGUGUCCUCUUUCUGGUGGCAAGAUUGACACCGUAUGAGUGGUAUAACCCCCACCCCUGCCUGAAAGGUCGCUGUAACCUGCUGAUCAAUCAGUACUCCCUUGGCAACAGUUUCUGGUUCCCAGUUGGCGGCUUCAUGCAGCAAGGAUCCACCAUUGCUCCCAGAGCUCUGUCCACACGAUGUGUCAGCGGAGUGUGGUGGGCCUUCACAUUAAUCAUAAUCUCAUCCUACACCGCCAACCUCGCUGCCUUCCUAACAGUCCAGAGGAUGGAGGUGCCGAUAGAGUCGGUGGACGACCUGGCAGAUCAGACGGCGAUAGAGUACGGCACCAUGCACGGAGGAUCCACAAUGACCUUCUUCCAGAACUCUCGCUACCAGACCUACCAGCGCAUGUGGAACUUCAUGCACUCGAAGCAGCCCAGUGUGUUUGUGAAGAGCACGGAGGAGGGGAUAGCCCGCGUCCUCAAGUCCAACUAUGCCUACCUGCUGGAGAGCACCAUGAACGAGUACUACCGCCAGAGGAACUGCAACCUGACUCAGAUCGGAGGACUGCUGGACACGAAGGGCUACGGCAUCGGCAUGCCGCUGGGGUCAGUGUACCGAGAUGAGUUUGACCUGGCCAUUCUCAAACUGCAGGAGGACAAUCGUUUGGAGAUCCUCAAGAGGAAGUGGUGGGAUGGUGGCAAGUGUCCAAAAGAGGAGGACCACCGUGCCAAAGGUCUGGGAAUGGAGAACAUCGGCGGCAUCUUCGUGGUGCUGGUCUGUGGCCUGCUGGUGGCUAUCUUCAUGGCAGUGCUGGAGUUUGUCUGGAUGUUAAGGCAGACGCCAGGAAAUGAGCAGACCGUAUGUGAGGAGAUGGUGCGGGAGCUCCAGGGCAUCGUCCUGUGUCGCGACAGCCUUCAGGUGAGGCGCAGGCGACCGUCUUCAGGGCUCAGGCCGCGGCCCUUACCCCUCGAGGAGCGCCGGGCGCGAGCCGCUGCCGUGAGCCUCAGCAAUGGCAAGCUGUGCGGGGGCACCGGACUGCCUGAACCCCUCUCCCACAGACUGGCACAGGAGGCUGCCCUGGUUGCGAGGGGGUGCAGCCACAUACGCAUUUGCCCCGAGUGCCGACGCUUCCAGGGACUGAGGAUGCGUCCCGGAGGGGCCACAGGGGCCCUGCCCUCUCCCACACACAGUGAGGAGAGCAUAGAGUGGGACAAGACCACAAAUAGCAGUGAACCUGAAUAACACCCAGUGAUUCCAGCAGGACUGACUCUCCAGGCAGACACCUCUCUACUUUCCAGGGAUCAAAGAUCAAGUAGUAUUUUCAUACAGCCAUUUGGAGCUCGUCGUUAAAGGGCAGGACGAUUCCCUGGACCUUUUUUUGCCCCAGAGGUAACCGCCAGCAGUCAGCUUUUGGAAUCUCCUUGGUCGUAGGAAGAACUGAUGAGUCUGUCUCAUUGUGGUCUGUCCCUGUCGGCCCUCUGAACCGUAUGAAACAGGACGGGCAAAAAACAGCCACAGGGCUUUUGUACUAUGCAGUAUUUUCAGUCAUUUA